Molecule: messenger RNA, 1908 nt
Organism: Penicillium coprophilum
Lineage: Eukaryota; Fungi; Ascomycota; Eurotiomycetes; Eurotiales; Aspergillaceae
Product: putative dynactin Arp1 p62 subunit RO2
Exons: 2
Coding region: 1-1908 (635 amino acids)
Cellular component (GO): dynactin complex
Source: RefSeq, a predicted model, not a curated record
AUGUCGCGUCCUUUCCCAUAUACCUUUAUAUCAUGCCCCUGCGCCGACACUCCGGUCCCCGAUCCAGCGAGGAAACGAAAGUCGAGGGAGUCCCCGCAGAAGUCACCACAUAAACCAUCACCCGAGCGGGCAAACACAGACCAAGACAAGAAUUUGGCAGCAAAAGAGGAGCAACAAGCAGAGGAUGAGGAUGAGGAUGAGGAUGAAGAGCAAACAUUCGAUCCCCGCUCUCCACGGUCCAACUUCUCGCUGUAUCCGCCCGAACAGCUUCUCUACUGCGAGGAGUGCCAUCAGAUCAAAUGCCCCCGAUGUAUUACGGAGGAAAUUGUGAGCUGGUAUUGUCCUAGCUGCUUGUUUGAAACCCCGAGCAGUAUGGUGCGGAGUGAUGGGAAUCGGUGUGGCCGGAAUUGUUUCAAUUGUCCUGUCUGCACGGCUCCGCUGGCUGUCAGUACCAUUGAGAAUGCUACAGGGAACGGGCCUCAGCAGGGUCCGUGGGUGUUGUCUUGCGGAUACUGUCUCUGGACGACGUUAGACAUCGGCAUCAAAUUCGACAAGCCGACGAAUAUCCGCAGUCAACUGCAAAAGAUGACAGACUCCACUGCCCCGGCUAUACUGGACCGCUCGAGGCAAGGUUCUCGCGCUUUUGGAGAUCUGAAACAUCCGUUGUCCAGCUACGCAUCGAUUGAUGAACCAUCCAAUGCACGCGAGCGUGAUGGAGAGCAAGCUGCACCGAAAGACGAAGCGGCCGCAUCUCCAAUGGGCACGGAUGCCCGGUUCGCAGCCCUGAAAAGCUUUUACCGUACACAGAUUGCCGAGACAUCAAACUCGCCAAAUGAUCACCUUAGCUCGGAAUUUGGGUUCUCCUCACCUGGCGCCCUAAACCGUCUCAUGUCUCUCUACACAUCUUCGUCACGACUAAGCGGGCUAUAUGGUGGCAGCAAAAAACCCAAAUCCAAGCCACCUGUUAUGCGCGAAGCGCUGACAACGAGCGAGGGACUUCAGAUCGCCCCAGAAAACAACGAGACAGACAUGAUUGCACGUCUUCAGUCUCCAGAAUGUGGGUGGGAUGGUAUGGCUUCGAUAGACCAGCGCGCAACCCAAUCACCGGAAGCCCGCUUCGUCGACGAUCUCCUCCCACUCCCAGUUCUCCUCCGCACCAAGCGAGCCAAGCGCUGCAAGUCCUGCAAGCACAUCCUCGUGAAACCCGAGACCAAGCCGCAAUCUACUCGCUUCCGCAUCCGCCUCAUUGCCCUUAGCUACAUCCCCCUCCCAACCCUCCGACCUCUAGCCCUCUCUUCCUCAUCGGCCCUUCCAGCCAUGGCCCAAACCACCGACCUCAACUCCCUCCCACCCCUGCGGCCAAUCCACGUCCUCCUUACCCUCAAAAACCACAUGUUCGACCCAGUCCGCAUCACCCUCGCCACGCCCCCCGUGACCCCAGGCCAGGUUGCAACGAAAGUCACAGUUCUCUCUCCGCAGUUCGAGAUUGGCGCAAACAGCGAUGUUUGGGAUGAGGCGUUGCAGGGUACAUCUGCGCCCUUGACGAGUGACUCUCGCUCCGCUGUUCUACGCGGAGUCCCCGAGGCAGGCAAGGUCUGGGACAAGGGCCGGAACUGGACGACGGUCGUGUUGGAGGUUGUCCCUGGUACAUUGCCUGGAAGUAGUGCAGAAGGUGGUGAUGGGAGUCCCAAUACCGGGACUAAUGAUGAGGAUGUCGUGGCCGUUGCGGCUUCCAAGCAGGAUGAGGAUGUGCUUGAGAUUCCGGUUUUCGUUCAUAUGGAUUGGGAUGCGGAUGCGCAGCUGGAUCAGCAGAAUGUUGGGAAGGGGUCUAAGCUUGAUGAUAAGGUUACCAGGGAGUUGGCUUAUUGGAUGGUGCUUGGUGUGGGGAGAAUUCAGCCUUCGUUGUAG